CUCAAUGCAGAAUUUGUGAUUCCUCUAAUUAUUUCACCGUCGGGACGAUGUUCUCCGCUGGGGUACGUUGAUUGGUCCGGAGGAGCGGUGAUGUCACCGCCGUGCCGGCCGGUGCGAAACCUCGCGCAAAACCCCAGCGCGAGAGCGCCUCUCCAGAUGGAGUUCGGCGCGCAACUGGACUAGAUCGGUGUGCCCGUGCGUCCGCGACGCGCUACAAAGGCCGCCUCGCACUGCCUUGAUGACCUCGGCCUGGUCCCGCACACCGCGCAGCAGCCCGUCAUGGGGGACGGUGGCGCGCACUCCGCGCUGAGUCUCCCGAACGCCUCCGGCACCGAGGCGCCGGACGCGCCGGACUCCGCGACGGCCGCCUCCGAGCGGUGGAUGGCGGGGAUGAGCGUGCUGAUGGGUCUGAUCGUCGUGUCCAUCGUGCUCGGCAACAUCCUGGUCAUCGUGGCCAUCGCCAAAACGCAGCGGCUGCAGACGCUCACCAACGUGUUCAUCGUGUCCCUGGCGGGCGCGGACCUCAUCAUGGGGCUGCUGGUGGUGCCGUUCGGCGCCGCGCUCGAGGUGCGCGGCUCGUGGCUGUACGGCAGCUUUUUCUGCGAGUUCUGGAUCUCCGUGGACGUCCUUUGCGUCACCGCCAGCAUCGAGACCCUGUGCGUUAUCGCCAUAGACAGGUACGUGGCCAUCACCUCCCCUUUCCGCUACCAAAGCCUGUUGACUAAAGCUCGGGCCAGAACGGUGGUGUGCGUGGUCUGGGCCAUCUCCGCGCUGGUCUCCUUCCUCCCCAUCCUGAUGCACUGGUCCCGGGACAGCGUGGACACCGCCUGCUACGACGACCCCGAGUGUUGCGACUUCGUCACCAACCGGGCUUACGCCAUCUCCUCGUCCAUCAUAUCUUUUUACAUCCCUCUGCUGGUUAUGAUAUUUGUUUACGCCCGCGUGUACAGAGAGGCCAAGCAGCAGCUGAGGAAGAUCGACAAGUGCGAGGGCAGGUUUCACAACACCUUAACCGGGCUGACGUCGAAGUUCAAGAAGAGGCCGUCUAAGAUUCUGGCGCUCAGGGAGCAGAAGGCGCUCAAGACGCUGGGGAUCAUCAUGGGGACGUUCACCCUGUGCUGGCUGCCUUUCUUUAUCGUCAACGUGGUGCGCGUGUUCUGCGCCGAGGUGGUGGACAAGGACCUUUUCGUGUUCCUGAACUGGCUCGGUUACGCGAACUCCGCGUUCAACCCCGUCAUUUACUGCCGGAGCCCGGACUUCAGGAAGGCGUUCAAGAGGCUGCUGUGCUGCCCGAGGCAAGCCGACCGCCGGCUGCACGCCAGCUCGUGUGACCUGUCGCGGUACUCCGGCGGGUUCGUCUCCGCGCUGGAGCCCGGCGCGUUGGGUCUGUGGUCCGACUGCGCCGCCUUGGACGACGGGGACGGCGGCUUGGGGCGGGCCGCGAAGCUGUCGCACUUGGAAUCACAGCUGUGAAGGGAAUGGGAAGUAGGCAUUUUGUGGUGGAUUACUAUUUAGUCAUGGGGAAGGAUGAACGGGGGGGUCUUUUUGGAAAGGUGUGCGCAACAUCCGCAACUUAAUUGUAUUGCAAGCAGUAGGCUAUUUUCUUUUUAAAAAAGGUGGUGGAGCUGGACCAACAUUAUUUCCAAGAUGCGCAAAUAUCACCAUGGAUAGUUCAGUGAUGUUCUUUUGUUGUUGUUUUUAACUAUCAACCCUUAAUGUUUUGUGGGUGUGGGUGUGAUAAACAUCCUCGGUGCUGCGCGCAUUACGGAACUGGAUUCAGCGGAUGGACACUCGUUCCAAAGAGCGCACGCUUUCAUCCUCCCAUUGGACCCGCAGUUCACAUGGACGCGGACAGUCAGUGGACACCUCCACGGUUUGCGAGACGUGUCGUCAUCUAUUCUUUAGAGUGACGCAUCUCUGUACUAAAGUGAAUGUUAUUUAAAUCCAGCGGACACGCUUACUGUUAUAAGCCUUGUCGUGCUCACAAUGUGCAAUUUGUACGACGGGUAUUUGUUUACAUUAAACAUAACGUAAUUAUACGCAUAUAUAUAUUUAUAUAUAUUUAUUCCGCGCUGUCUUUUACAACUAAACAAGUGAAUGUGGGACUGAUUUCGGCCCUUUGUACAUAUGUUGGUGUUUAAGACUCAAGUGAGGAUUUUGAGCCUCUUUCUUUGUAUUUAAGCUUUACAUGCUAUUGUGAGGUGGCGUGUUGACUCCUGUGAAAUAAAAGGAUGUUUCAUUGUUA
Gasterosteus aculeatus aculeatus (three-spined stickleback) is the source of this 2245-nucleotide messenger RNA. It is a transcript of the gene adrb1, whose product is annotated as adrenoceptor beta 1. Gene Ontology annotation, molecular function: beta1-adrenergic receptor activity. Gene Ontology annotation, biological process: positive regulation of MAPK cascade; positive regulation of heart contraction; norepinephrine-epinephrine-mediated vasodilation involved in regulation of systemic arterial blood pressure. NCBI's taxonomy places the organism in Eukaryota, Metazoa, Chordata, Actinopteri, Perciformes, Gasterosteidae. The record is from RefSeq and is a predicted model, not a curated record. Gene Ontology annotation, cellular component: plasma membrane.